Harpia harpyja (harpy eagle) is the source of this 1667-nucleotide messenger RNA. It is a transcript of the gene BNIP3, whose product is annotated as BCL2 interacting protein 3. The record is from RefSeq and is a predicted model, not a curated record. Lineage: Eukaryota; Metazoa; Chordata; Aves; Accipitriformes; Accipitridae. Gene Ontology annotation, biological process: mitochondrial outer membrane permeabilization; positive regulation of apoptotic process. Gene Ontology annotation, cellular component: nucleus; mitochondrial outer membrane; mitochondrial envelope. The coding region runs from base 122 to 736 and encodes 204 amino acids. The transcript has 6 exons.
CCCACAGGAGCGGAGGCGGGCGGCGGCGGCGGUCAGUGCGCGUCCCGCCGACCUCGCAGCUGCCCCGGCCCGGCGUGUCGCUCCGCCGCGGCGGCGGCGGCAGAGGAGCGGAGGCCGCGCCAUGUCGUGGCUCAGCCCGCAGGAGGAGAACUUGCAGGGUUCCUGGGUGGAACUCCACUUCAGCAGUAAUGGCAAUGGCAGUGGAAACACUGUCACUCCAACGAGCCAAGAACAAGUACCAGCCUCUAUUUCCAUUCACAAUGGUGACAUGGAGAAAAUACUCCUUGAUGCUCAACACGAAUCUGGAAGAAGCAGUUCAAGAGAAAGUUCACAUUGCGACAGCCCUCCUCGUUCCCAGACACCUCAGGACAGUCACAGAGCUUUGGAAAUAGAGAGUCACAGCAGUGGAGAAAAGAAUAGCUUUCAGUCUGAAGAAGAUUUUCUUGAAAGGAAGAAAGAAGUAGAAAGGUUCCUGAAGAAGAAUAUAGAUCGGAUAUGGGAUUGGUCCAGCAGGCCUGAGAACAUCCCACCAAAGGAAUUCCUUUUUAAACAUCCCAGGCGCACAGCUACUCUCAGCAUGAGAAAUACCAGUGUAAUGAAGAAAGGGGGGAUAUUCUCAGCAGAAUUUUUGAAGGUUUUUCUUCCAUCUCUGCUGCUUUCUCAUUUGCUUGCCAUUGGACUAGGGAUUUACAUUGGAAGACGCCUUACGACCACAGCUUCAAGUAGUACGUUUUAAAGGCACUUGACAUCUAGUUUCAGAGCAAAGAAAAUACUCAUCUGGGAAUACAGGAGGUGAACAGCAGAAACAUCUGAGCUAGCGAUGACUACCUGAUCAGUGUGUACUUGUUCUGUAAAUGUGUUCAUGUUUAGUAAGAAUGGGAAAAGAGACACUAAAGCUAAUGUAUCAUAUAUAGUCUUCUGGAUCAAUUCAUAGAGCUUUUUUCAGAUGCAUUAACAUCUGUUAUAUUGCUUUGUAGUGAAGUAUCUUUGAAAAUUAAAAGAACUUGAUGUUUAAAAACAAUCCUAGCUUUAAUAUAGCAAUCUGAUUCAGCUAGGUAUUCAUCUAAACUGCUGCUUUGUUGUACUUCAUGGAUGCGAAUAUUUGUCACUGCUGCUGUAAUCGUGACAAUAAGGGAUUAGCCCAAAACAAUGUGUGGCCUUAUGUACUAUAUAUGGGAAUUUGGAGAAGCUUUUACCUUGCUUGAGGCAGUUUCUUCCUUACGUAGAUUUUACUUAGUGUGCUCUCACAUUUGUGUGAGAUGUGAAGUGUUGAGAGACACAGUCAGCUGGAAGGAAUUAGCAUGAGUGAAACUUCCAUCAGUUUUUACUAGUUCGGAGUGUGAUGCACAACAGCCUGAAUUAAAAUUUGGACUUUAGUGCCUAAUACAUAGCUUCUUUUGCAAAGAUGUUUAUUUAACUCCCCAAUUAAUAGAAGUUCCUUCUGUUGUAUCUACUUGCAGGCUACUGCUUCUCAGUCUUUUUAUCUGUAAAAUAAUAAAUUUGUCUUAUUUGCCUCAUCCUUGUAUAGAUUUUAAAAAAGGGUUGCUUGCUUAUUUGUUUUUACUAAUAGAAUGCCUUUUCAUUCAGUGAUUGUACCUUAUUUAAUGAGAAGAAAAUGAAUGUUUGCCAAAAUAUGUUUUAUAUAUUUAAAUAAAAAGGUUCCUUGU